Molecule: messenger RNA, 3775 nt
Organism: Hyposmocoma kahamanoa
Lineage: Eukaryota; Metazoa; Arthropoda; Insecta; Lepidoptera; Cosmopterigidae
Gene: Mondo
Product: carbohydrate-responsive element-binding protein
Exons: 18
Coding region: 16-2853 (945 amino acids)
Biological process (GO): regulation of transcription by RNA polymerase II
Cellular component (GO): nucleus
Molecular function (GO): DNA-binding transcription factor activity, RNA polymerase II-specific; protein dimerization activity; RNA polymerase II cis-regulatory region sequence-specific DNA binding
Source: RefSeq, a predicted model, not a curated record
AAACAUAACAUCAAGAUGACACACGUGGAAAAGCGUCAGGCUCGACCAGGGAAGGAAACCAUACAUUCUGGGCAUUUUAUGGUGUCGCACUUCGAAGCUGAGGCUCAAGAUGAAUUUGACGACUUAGCAGUACCUGUACCUGAUGAGGAGCAAAAUGUCCAGAAGGUAUCUGUUGUGACGACAUACACAGUUCCCGGGGCGGUGGAGAAGUUCGCGCCUUCUAAUGUAGAAGAAAGUAAACAACCUCAGCAGCUUUCAAUUGAGAUAUCACUUACAAAGUUGUUCAAAUGUAUGACUCUAGCUUACAGACAAAAACUAACAUCACCAAAAUGGAAUCGUUUCAAAGGUAUAAAACUCCGGUGGAAGGACAAGAUCAGAUUGAACAACGUUAUAUGGAGAUGCUGGCACAUGCAAUUUAUAAAGAAACAAAAUACUUUGGUGUGUCAGUUCGCGUCCCCGCUGGAUGUUGACACACACGUGAAACCAGAGGCAACAAUAUUGGAAGGGAAAUAUUGGAAAAGAAGAGCAGAGGCUGUCAAAGCAGAAUAUAAAAAAUGGCGCAUGUUUCAUAUUAUGAGGCUCCUCGGGAAGGGGGACACCUCUGUCCAGGAUACGAUUUUGGACAUGGACACAGUGGAGUCGCAAUGCAGCGACCUCGCGGGAAACAUGUUGACCGACGAGGACUACCUCAACUUUAUGAGUGACACUUUGUUCUCCACUAUCACCAAUCACCAACCUUUCGCUUUCCCAGACUGCAGGGAAAUAGCUAAAGGGGCUGGUUUGGCUGAUUUUAUUCAACCAAGCUUAGGUCCGUUGCAACCUAACCUUGACGAUUUUAUGGACACAUUGGAACCCUUACAAGAGCUCCUAUCGACACCACGAUUGCCUCCCGUGCCCGAAGAGAGCACUCUGCCCGCUGAUGACCCGCUGUACCGGAGUGGCAUGUCCGUGGACUCUUACUCUACUCAGGGCUACAUGACCGGCAACCAGAAUACUGUCACGAUGCCAACUAGCCAGAUGUCCAUCCAUGGUAUGGCUCAAGGCGCAGUGGAUGACACGCAAAUGCUACCGAUGUCCGAGCAUGGCAUAAAGAAUGAAAUGAGGAUAUAUGACAACGGUCGGUUAUUUGCUCAAACUGACUUGCCCGAAAAUAUGAUAAACCAAGAACUGUUGUAUACGGCGACGUCUUACGAACAGCAGACGCAAGAUACCGUACAAAGUUCAGCGUAUAACGCUAAGAUGUCCCGUGUACAGUACGUCACAUCACCAAAAAUGACUACGCAACAAGAAACGGGAUAUACGAAGUACAAUACAGGCAUACCACCGUCGCAAACGGCGCCAGAGACGGUCUCGCUGCUGCAGGCUCCUGUGCACAAUGCGAAGUACGCUUCCGCCAUCGUCAUCCAUGGCCGCAACGUGUACAAUCGCGAUAAGCCCAAGUCAAGAGUAGCGCACUACUCGAAUCAACUGCCUAAUACACAUUAUCAGGGUUAUGCGCAGCAAAUGCAAAGCGGGUCGUCACAAGUUCCGGCAGGGUACGAACACAAUGCGCGACCUGUAUCUUCGCAGAUACAGUACUUAGCGCCGGCACCGGCCGAGUACAAGCCCAAAUCAACGACUAUAAAUGCGCGCUCUUUCAAGAUACCCUCAUCACUUGCACCCGUACCAUCACAACAAGUGCAGGUGACGAAUGUGAGCGGAGGUGUGUCGACGGUUCGUGGAAGCGGUAAGGAGCAGUUCCGGUCAAUCAGUCUGCCGCUGGGCGCACAGCUCAACCCUGAUUGGUCGGUGAGCGCACCAGCGCCCUCGCAGCCGGCGCCCUCUACACAGGCCGCACCUGCGCCUACGCAGCACGAUGUAGCCCAGAGGCUUACUGCCAGGGCCCGUGACACAGCCCCAGGCGCAAUGCGCGUGCGCUCCCGUUCAUCGUCGGGCAGCACACUGGGCGAGCCUGCGAGUGCCUCGCCGCGCCGCCCGCCACCGCUCAAUACCGUCGCCUCCGAGCCCACACUACCGCAGGCCAGUGUCAUGCUAGCACAGCUUCUGUCCUCGCAACAUUCACAAAGCCUGUACAAGUUAAGCAGCAACGAGGAUAUGGUGGGCUCGAGCGACCCCACUAAGUCCCCAAUCCGAAGAGGGCAGCCUUCGCCCAUCGGCAGCGACGUCAUGUCUCCACAUCAGUCCCUGUCUCCGCCUGGGUCCCCGGCUUCCGGCGGCGCUAGCAGUCCGCGUGAGCCGCGGCGCGCGCACCUUCACGCCGAGCAAAAGCGCCGCUGCAACAUCAAGACCGGCUUCGACACGCUGCAGGCGCUCAUUCCGCAUCUCAACGCAAACCCUGCCGCCAAGAUUAGUAAAGCGGCCAUGUUGCAAAAAGGAGCGGAGUAUAUCAAGCAACUUAAGGCGGAACGGAACCAAAUCAAAGAAGAGAUGGAGAGUUUACGGCAACAAAUCGAGUGUUUAAACAAUUCAAUAUCCAACUGCCAUUCGCUGCUGCCGGCGACGGGUGCGCCGGUGUCACGCGCCCGCGCCGGUCGACUGCGCGAAAUGUUCGCUAGACAUGUAGCCAACCGUACGCUGCAGAACUGGAAGUACUGGCUGUUUAGCGUGGUGAGCGCAGCACUGGUGGACUCGUUCAGCGCGUGCGUGUCGUGCGGCAGCGCCGCCGACCUCGUGCGCACCACGUUGCUCUGGGCCGAGCAGCACUGCUCCCUCGUCGAGAUGCGACCCGCGGUACUAAACUCCUUGCGUGUGCUAUGCACGACGACCGACAUCCUGACGAACCCGGAGCGGCUGCCCGAGGAGGCACGCGCCGCUGUCGCUGCCAACGCUGGCGUCAAGACCGAGCCCACCUAAUACGCACAAGCCUCUGCCGGUAAGGAAAACCCGUAUCUCGCCAUUAAGAAGUUGGUAACAUGUAAUUGUACUGUUUGUUUCAAUCCAAUCUUGAUGAAAGAUAAUUUUUUUGGUUAAAAUUCUUAAACAAUCACUCCAUAAAUGGAAUAAUACUUCACGUAUGUUUUAAAGGUUUCGAUAUGAUAUCUCACCGCUUCUUCUAACAAUAUUCAUUUGAAUAACAUCUCAAAUUCCAAUUUGAAAAAUCUUAGUCUAAAAGUGAAAUUAUUUGUCAAAUGUAAACAUAUGAAUAGUCUUUGGUUGCACAGUGCUGUAAUAUAAAAAAUCAUUCGGUUCAUUUAAAUUAAGUUUAUAGUAAGCGAUUAGUAAAUCGAAAAUUUCAAUCACAAUCUAUAAAGGAUUUCAAGAAGGACUUUAAUGUCACAGCGCGUUUGUCGUGACAUCAUAAAUUAAACAUAAUGAAUUAUUUUCAUAUAGUAUGUUUGUAACAAAUAACUAUCAUUAACCGAGAAGAAUUGCCUUUGACUUAUAAUUUAUUGUCUUGAACUGGUCUUAACUUUUAGAACAACAAUCUCUGAAACAAGAAAUAUAUUCAAUAAAUAUAAUACCUAAAAACUACAAUCUGAAAACCUGACCAUGUUACUAGAAACAAUAAACUCAGCUUUUCACAUUCAUGAAACCUUUUUUUUUCAUGCCCUCUACCUUCUACCACUUAUCUUCUCGACGGUGAAACGUUCACUACAAUCCGUACUCUACAUGGGUUGUAUUAUAUAUAAUAUUGUAAACCUGUGUAUCUAAGUAUCAUCACUGUGUGUGAGUCUAUUCCAUUUUUCAUGCUCUAUUCAGUGAAAAAAAUCUUUUUAAUGCCUCCAUCGUUUUCGUUCAGUAAGUUAACUUUUGACAGGUGUUAAUUUCAAAUCUG